AUGCUGCACGUUGCAUGCAGCGGCUGUGUCGUCGGCGGCGACGAGGACGGCGGUGGCCACGGUGACGACGAUGACGGGUACGAGUGCGCUUCUUGCACAGACUUGGCCGCGUCCGCGGUCUACGUCAAGAGCUCGUACCUGGAUACCCUAUUCAGCGGCUUUGCGCCCUGUUUAUGCCCGGAGUGCUCUUUCGAGGGUUCGCCGGCAGACCUCGUGCGCCACCUCACGGACAAGUCCGGCAAGCACGGCUGGGCCGCCCACAAGAUCACGUACGGCAAGGACCACGAGUACGCCAUCGACGCGCAGAAAUCCAAGGGGAAGCACCAUGAGCUCUUGGUCGCGGAGGAGGACGGUGCCUUAUUCCUCUUGGUUAUUGAAUUUAACGGGGACGCCAAGAAAGACUUCGUGUUCCUUGUGCGUGUCACGAAUAAAGCUGGCGCGGUGUACAGCUCCUCGGUCGCCGUGGAGAGCCCUCCGGCUGUAGGGCUCACUGUUAUGGUGGAAAAGAAGGUGAUGGCUAGUCCAAGAAGAGUGGUGGACCGUGACUAUUUUAUCCCUGAGCCCAAUUCUUUAGAGGCUUCUCCGACCGGAUGGAGAAAACUAGCCGACCUACUGCAAGAGGCGACGCGGAACGACACCGGAGAGAGUGCCGCCGCUACCGCUGCCGGAGAGCCAGACAGCAGCAAGAGCGGACAGCAGUCCGUCGCUGCAGCAGCUGGGAAGUCUGUGUCGGAGCCCAGCUCCGGCUGCAGCACGGAGCCGACACCAGUGAGGGAGGCCAGGAGCCGGAAAGAGCGGGCCUGGUACGCCGGCCGCUGCUGCCUGCCGACCUUCGUCCACAGCCUGGCUCUAGACGAGGAGGGGCGGCAGAAGACGGGCCCUGGCCCCUGCGCUGUCUGA
This is a messenger RNA of Triticum dicoccoides, 900 nucleotides long. RefSeq lists its product as uncharacterized. The transcript has 2 exons. The record is from RefSeq and is a predicted model, not a curated record. The coding region runs from base 1 to 900 and encodes 299 amino acids. NCBI's taxonomy places the organism in Eukaryota, Viridiplantae, Streptophyta, Magnoliopsida, Poales, Poaceae.